This is a messenger RNA of Mesocricetus auratus (golden hamster), 1745 nucleotides long. It is a transcript of the gene Kcnk7, whose product is annotated as potassium two pore domain channel subfamily K member 7. Bases 277 to 1227 code for a protein of 316 amino acids. Gene Ontology annotation, molecular function: potassium ion leak channel activity. Gene Ontology annotation, cellular component: membrane. The record is from RefSeq and is a predicted model, not a curated record. NCBI's taxonomy places the organism in Eukaryota, Metazoa, Chordata, Mammalia, Rodentia, Cricetidae. Gene Ontology annotation, biological process: stabilization of membrane potential; potassium ion transmembrane transport. The transcript is spliced from 3 exons.
AAAAGUGGCUUGGAGUAGGUGUGAGGCCCUCUUCAGGCUAGAAUUUUCUCACCCAUUCUUCUCACCAGGUGCCUUCCUCCACCCACCCCCGGUGUCCGGCUGCCAUGUCUUGCUCCAGAAACUGGGUGCUGCAGCUCACCUCCCUACAUUCACACGCACCCAGUCAUCUCAGCCACCUACCCACGCAGUGCCUCCCAGCCACGCCCUUCCCAACCCCUCCCAGUGCCUGUGGUGACUUAGCCAGCUCUCUCACUGCCUGAGACUCAGUGCCAUGCUAUGGGGAGUCUGCAGCCCUGGGCCCGGUACUUGCUCCUGGUUGUGGCCCACCUGCUGGCCAUGGGCCUUGGGGCCAUGGUGCUUCAGGCCCUGGAGGGUCCUCCAGCACGCCAGCUCCAGACCCAGCUCCAGGCUGAGCUGUCUGCCUUCCAGGCAGAACACAGGGCUUGCUUGCCACCUGAGGCACUGGAGGAACUGCUAGGUGCGGCCCUGAGAGCACAGGCCCAUGGAGUUUCCAGCUUGGGCAACGGCUCCGAGGCAAGCAACUGGGAUCUGCCUUCAGCUCUGCUGUUUACUGCCAGCGUCCUCACCACCACCGGUUAUGGCCAUAUGGCCCCACUCUCUGCAGGUGGAAAGGCCUUCUGUGUGGUCUAUGCAGCACUUGGGCUGCCAGCCUCCCUAGUACUUGUGGCUGCCCUGCGCCACUGUCUGCUGCCUGUGUUCAAUUGCCCUGGUGCCUGGGUAGCUGUUCGGUGGCAGUUGGCACCAGCCCAGGAUGCCCUGCUACAGGCAGCAGGACUAGGCCUCCUGGUGGCCUGUGUCUUUGUGCUGCUGCCAGCUCUGGUGCUAUGGGGUAUACAAGGUGACUGCAGCCUGUUGGAAGCCAUCUACUUCUGCUUCGGCUCGCUCAGUACUAUUGGCCUAGGAGACUUGCUGCCUGGUCAUGGACGUGGCCUGCAUCCAGCCAUUUACCACCUUGGACAGUUUGCACUUCUUGGCUACUUGCUCCUGGGGCUCCUGGCCAUGCUGUUAGCAGUAGAGACCUUCUCAGAGCUGCCACAGAUCCGUGCCAUGGUAGAAUUCUUUGGACCCAGAGGUUCUAGAGCAGAUGAAGACCAAGAUGGCAUCCUAGGUCAAGAUGAGCUGGCUCUGGGUACCAUGCCUCCUGACCCCCCAGCCUCGGAGCAAACCACUCAAGCAUCAGCGUCAGAACAGACCCCAGCUUGCUGACACAGAUCAGGUGACAGGACUUCAUCGUUUACACUGGGGGACCCUGAGCUGGAGGCCCUGAGAGUCUUGGGGAACGCAGCAGGAAGGGUUUGCAGGUAUGAGAAUGUCAGGGAUCAUGUUAAUUUAAAAAAUCAAAUGGGCUGCUUAGCAUGCUCGAGGGGACUCUGGGCUCAAUCUUCCCACCAGAAAAGAAAGAACUCAACUGUGUGAGUGCAUGUACAGCAAUAAAAAAAUCUAGUGUGGGUGUGGAGGCAUGCACUCAGGUGGUGGCAAAGCACAUGUCUGGAGGUCAAAGGACAACUUUGUGGGUUUGGUUCACUCCUAGUCACCUUUAGGUGGUUCCAGGGACUGAACUCAGAUCUUCAAGCUUGACCAAAAAAAUGCUUUUAUCCACUGCUCUAGCUGAAUGGCCCAUUUAAUUUUUUUUCCCUUUAGAACAAUGUCACAAGGUAAACCAGGCUGAUCUUUAAUAGAUCUGCCUCUCCGGUGCUGGGAUUAAAAAUAUAUGCUACCACCAA